This is a messenger RNA of Oncorhynchus tshawytscha (Chinook salmon), 2202 nucleotides long. RefSeq names its product zinc finger protein 473 homolog. The transcript is spliced from 2 exons. The record is from RefSeq and is a predicted model, not a curated record. NCBI's taxonomy places the organism in Eukaryota, Metazoa, Chordata, Actinopteri, Salmoniformes, Salmonidae. Bases 275 to 1504 code for a protein of 409 amino acids.
UCCCAUCCUUUGUUGUCGCGGAAGUAAAGACCCAUCAGUGGUAUCUAGCAAAAGUGGUUAACAGUUAACUCAGGCAGUUUACCUUCCCAAAAAGUAUACUUAACUGGGUGUGUCUCCCAUAGACACCAAUGCAAUAGCAGCUGGGUCUGACUUCCAUGAAAACAGGAAGAAAAAAAACAGCGAGUUGCUUCCUCUUCCGUCUCUGGUAGUUUGCUAUUGUAUUGUCUUUUCCGACUGAACAUUAUCUUUAGAAACAUAACACUAGUCAGAUAAAAUGUUGUUCCAGGAGAAUAUAACCAAUUGUGUUACCUUUCAGACCAAAAUAACAUCGGUUAUGGAUGUGUUAGCCAAAGCUGCGGUGGCAGAAAUAAGUAAAAUGUUCGAUGAUGGUUUUACUGUUUUACGCUUGGAAAUGUGUCGAAGAGAAAAUGAAAUCGAAGCGUUAAAAAGAAAAUUAUUGUUUGUGGAGAACGAACGGCAAAGGACGACGUCCAAAGCGAGAGAAGCAGGCUGUUCUUCAACAUGCUCUUUGUCUUCCAGCAGAACAGAGCAGGGGUCCAAGGGGUCUGAUAAGGAUGCUGGUGAAAGGACUUCAUUUGAGCAGACCGCGAGAGACAAAGUGUUCACACCUAAAGAUGACCAACUGGAUCAAAAUAGACCACAGCCACCUAAAGAAUCAGUAGUGGGGCUUAAUGAACAGUACAGGUCUGGCCAGCGAGAGGAGAAGGGUAGUGGACUAGAAUUAGUGGUGAAGACCGAGCAAGAGGAGGAGUAUGACGUUAUUUCACUACAUACAUCAGGAAGUGAACAUGGCACAGAGAGAUCAGAUCAUCAGGAAACUGAGUUUGCCAUGGAUGACCGAGAGAGUCAGCUGUGGGCGUCUGUAUCAGAGAUCAACUGUGACUCUGAGGGUCCAGAUUGCUCAUAUGGUACAGAACAAUAUACACAGGAUCUAAAUACAGACAUACAGCUUAUUCAAAGUGCAGUGCAGGGUCUGGAUAGCGAUCCAUCAUCAGAGAUGGGGUACAUAAACAGACUAAUGAAAGAAGAGAUGCGAGCACAGUCUGUUUGGAAUGACCGAAGUAGGACCUCUACAGAUUUGGUUCAGGCACAACCAGGUCAGCACAGAGAGCAAACUAUGCACCCAGAGAGAAGGGAGGAUGGAACUACUACCAGAGUGCCAUCAGACAAACAAACGCGAGCCAAUGAGAGUGGAGCAUAUUCCAACGUUUGGCUAAACAAUGUAUUCUCGUUUGCCCCAAAUGGUUUCAACUCCCCAAAACUAGCCGCACAGGGAACCCCAGCAGGAGAGAAGCGGUUUGUUUGUACCUACUGCGGAAAGAGCUUUGACUGGGUCAGCCACUUGGAGAUGCAUCAACGGAUUCACACGGGAGAGAAACCGUACAACUGUGUGACGUGUGGGAGGUGUUUUGCUCAGCAGAGUAAUCUCCGCACACACCAGCGAGUACACAGGGGUCUCAGAGCAAAGCCAACAGUCUACUGAUGGUUAUCACCAUGACGAGACAAUUAAGAACAUUCUAGAGAAACCAGCUGGGGCCCGCCCCACACAUUAUGAAACAACCUCAUUAACCACGUUUCCAUCCAGUUUUUAUGCGAGGAAAGUCAUACCAUAUUAAAACAAAAUUACAGCUGUGAUGUUUCAGUGCAAUUUCAUAAAUUCUGACAGAUAAUUUGUUUGUUCUACCUUUUUGUGUCUGUAAAAUGUAUUAUGUGAGAAAUGACAGUGGAAACACCUUUAUGUGCAAAUAUUAAUAUAAUAACCAUAUCAAAGUAAACUUGGAGUCACAAUUAUAUUGUGGGUGGUCCUCCCAUACGACUUGGGAAACCAUGGUUUAUUAGGCUACAGAUUAAGUUAUGAACUUCACAGCCCAAUAGGCAAAAACUAGUUGCAUCAUUGUUUCCAUGUUAUUUCAACAACAAAAAUGUAAUCUGAUGACGUUGAAUCAACCUGGAAAACUGAUUGGAUUUGCCAAAAGUCAUAACUGUAAGGAAAUGGUCUUUUUCAUCCAACUUUUAACCUAAAUCUAAUGACAUGGUGACAUUUCACAGUAGUUGACAUCAACCAAAUGUAAAUAUAAACUAGACGUUGAAAUUGUCUAUGCCCAGUGAGGUGAUGAAAGUGCACAGUGAUCUUGAUGCUCCUUUCCAAUAAAUAUCGAGGGUCUUAUUCUGGUGACAUGA